GCGAUAUUUUAACUAUGGAUUUAUCGAUAGCAAUUCAUUCAGGGUUGAUAUUUCUUUUUGUUAUUUACAAUCUACACCAAAUAUGGAGCAAGCAGGAGGCUCGUCGAGCACAGCACAUAACAGUAUUGGCCGGAAUUCUCCAACAGAACAUUCCAAUGCCAACUCCGAGGACCACAGACGCAUCUGGGUAGGCAAUCUUGAUGCACGGAUUACCGAGUUUCAACUUCUCAAACUAAUGCAAAAAUGCGGCGCCAUUGAAAAGUUUGACAUGCUCUUUCACAAGGGCGGACCAAUGGUCGGCCAGUCAAGAGGAUACGCGUUUGUAACAUUCGCCCAGAACGAGGGCGCCACUAAUGCACUCUGGAAGCUGGACGGUACCAAUGUUGGCAGUCGCUCCAUAGCUGUGCGUCUCGCCAAGAAUAUCAAAUAUGACGAUUUGCAAAAGCCAAAGCCUCGCAUCGAGAUACCAGCACUGGGAACUGGCAGGCGAGAAGAGAAGAUAAGUAAAACGGAAGCGAUUCGCGCAAUAGAAGCCAAACUCAAGACGCUUGAGCGACAAGCCGACGAUAAUCUUGAGCUGAACACGACUGGGCGCGAGCCAAAUGUAUCUUUUAUUCAACGCUAUCAAUUCAAUAAGGAUCGCGAUACGCUUCAACGUAGCGCCGGUCUACAUGGAAAAUAUAGUAAAAGCAAAUCAUCUGCGCCAUAUCAUCAUCAUCGACCACCGCAUUCGAAACGCCACUGAA
This is a messenger RNA of Drosophila nasuta, 746 nucleotides long. RefSeq names its product putative RNA-binding protein 18. The record is from RefSeq and is a predicted model, not a curated record. The coding region runs from base 83 to 745 and encodes 220 amino acids. The transcript has 4 exons. NCBI's taxonomy places the organism in Eukaryota, Metazoa, Arthropoda, Insecta, Diptera, Drosophilidae. Gene Ontology annotation, molecular function: RNA binding.